Mytilus trossulus (common blue mussel) is the source of this 2400-nucleotide messenger RNA. RefSeq lists its product as uncharacterized. Gene Ontology annotation, molecular function: zinc ion binding; ubiquitin-protein transferase activity. The transcript has 12 exons. The record is from RefSeq and is a predicted model, not a curated record. Gene Ontology annotation, cellular component: cytoplasm. Gene Ontology annotation, biological process: protein ubiquitination. The coding region runs from base 1 to 2400 and encodes 799 amino acids. NCBI's taxonomy places the organism in Eukaryota, Metazoa, Mollusca, Bivalvia, Mytilida, Mytilidae.
AUGUUAGAUAGAGAUAUAAAUAUCUCUGAAGUAGAAAAGGUACUAAAAUUACUUAAACAAAACAAAUCACCUGGCGAAGAUGGUAUAAUAUCAGAAUUUUAUGUUUUAUACUGGGAUAUAAUAAAAGAAGAUUUCUUUAGUUUAUUACAAGAAAUUUUUAAUGAUACUAUAUUGAGUAACUCUCAACAUAAGGGGGUCUUAACCUUAUUACAUAAAGGAGGGGAAAGGGAAAAUAUAAAAAAUUGGAGACCACUAACUUUACUAAAUUGUGAUUACAAAAUUAUUGCAAAGAUUCUAUCUGAAAGACUUAAAAUAGUAUUGCCUAAAAUUAUUCAUACCGAUCAGAAGGGGUUUGUUAAAGGUAGAAAUAUAAGCGAGGCUAACCGAAUGAUUCAGGACAUUAUAGAAUAUAUUGACAACGAAGAUGAAGAAGGAAUUAUAUUAUUUUUGGAUCAACAAAAAGCUUUUGAUAGGGUUGAAUGGGAAUGGAUAGAUUUUGUAUUGGAGAAAUUUGAAUUUGGCGGGAAAUUUAGAGCAUGGAUAAAGAUGCUAUUAUAUAAUGCUACUACGUGUAUCAAAACUAAUGGGUUUGUAUCAAGAUACUUUUCUAUUACUCGCUCCGCUAGGCAAGGGUGUCCAAUAGCGCCUCUGUUGUAUAUCAUACAAGCUGAACCCAUGGCAUGUGCAAUAAGGGGUGACAUUAAAAUAGAAGGAUUAAAAUUACCAGGAGGGGGAGGGAACUUUAUAGAAACCAAAUUAUGUAUGUUUGCAGAUGACACCCAGGAUAUUCAAAAGGAUCCACGUGUAAAGGAGAAGUUUUCAUUUUAUUCAAAGUUCCAUGGUUAUGAUAUUCGUAAUCGUUAUGGUGCAGAAAAAGUCAAAUCGGGACUUCGAGUAAUGAGACCACCAUCAUGGAAACCACCAGAUGGAUACGAAUAUAAAGACUGUCGACUGAUUGGAACCAUUUUCCAUGUUGCAAAAUCUGGUGCUGUCAAGGUUCAGUGGGACAUAUCAAAAGAGAUAGAGAAUUGUGUUAAAAAAUCGAAUGGCCAAUAUGAGCUUCUUGUAUAUGACAAUGCUCAGAUAGGUGUGACUCAUUCACAUGUACAGUGUGAUGGGUGCAGCGAAUAUCCUUUAAGAGGAAUAAGAUGGAAAUGUGUGAAUUGUCCAGACUUUGACCUGUGCAGCAGUUGUUAUAUGAAUGAUGAACACGAUAUUAAUGGUCAUAUAUUUAAAAGAAUCCAAAGCGAAAAUGCAAAAGGUGUACAGAUGAUGUCGAGAAUCAGGGAAGAUUGUUUUGAAGACAUGACGGCUGCAAUUGGAAUUACAGAAGGCACAACAGUUCAACUUCGAAGUGACGAUUCAUGUGUGGGUACUGUUAGAAAGCUUGUACACAAAAAGAUUGACGUAUUUAGAUCGGACGCAAAAGUGAAAUCGAAAGGUAUUGAAGUUAGAUAUGCUUUAGGCAGAGAAGGAAAAUGUGAUUUGAAAUUCACCAAAGAAGGAGCAGGUCCAGUGUUUUAUGUGGAUCACUUGCCUGUUGUAUCAAGUGAGUCUGCAUCUCCUGGAUUACGAGUAGUUAGAGGCCCAGCAUGGAAUGAAAACUACAAAGACGACGAUGGAGGAUUAGGAUAUCUUGGAACAAUGAUAAAAGUGCACAGGAAAUCCACUAAAAAUGCCACAACUGAUGAUCAAUCAGCAGAAAAUCAAAAAAAAUCUAGUGAACCAAAAAUUGUAGAAGUUCAAUGGGAUAAUGGAAAUAUACGUUCUUAUAACUUGCAGAACGAAAUUCUACGAAUGUUUGACAAUGGACCAAUAGGAGUUGAACAUGAAAGUUAUUUCUGUGAUAUAUGUAAUUCACCAGGGGAAUAUAAUGAAUGCAUAAAAGGUUUCAGAUGGCGUUGUUUGGAAUGCUCAGAUUAUGAUUUAUGUAAUAAAUGUUAUAUGGAAGAUAAAGAUGAUAUAACUCACAGGUUUCAAAGAGUUUCUGCACCAAACAACUGGGAACAACAUAAUUCAAUAUUUUGUCGAGAAAAUUCGAAAAAAAUACAGUCAUAUGGAAUUUUUGAGGGUGCAGAGGUGGUUGAAUUGGUUGCUCAGGAUAAUGACAAAACUAAUUCAGAUAAACAAACUGGAACAGUAAAAGAAAUUUGCAAUUGCAAAAUAGACAAUGGAAGAAGCGACGUCGAAGUACACUGGUCCGAUAGAAAAGAGAGCCAAACUGAAUGUAUUAGCAAACAUGAUUUUCUCGACUUGGUAUUGAGAGACUACACGUUUGCUGGAAAAGGAACUGCGUUAGAAGAUGUGACUUUAGCAUUUAGAAGGAUGAUUGAUCAGCCAACAUCACCAGAUAUGGACUUGAUAAUGUCAUUGAUAAAACGAUACGUGGUUUUGAUGUAA